AUGGCUAACAAGGAGCAAAAUCCACCGGAAAGUAAAUACGGAGUCAAUCUGGACCGUGAGCAGUUCUGCUGUUCAGUUUGUCUGGAUCUGCUGAAGGACCCCGUCACCAUCCACUGUGGACACAGUUACUGUAGAAGCUGCAUUGAGAGUUGCUGGGAUGAGGAAGACGAGAAAGCAGAAUACAGCUGCCCUCAGUGCAGGGAGACCUUUCGUCCAAGGCCUGCUCUGAAGAGGAACCACAUGCUGGCCGAGGUUGUAAAGAAGCUGAAAAUGAGGUAUCCCCAACCCCUACCUCCUGCUCUGAACCUUGCUGCCAUGCCAGACCUCACCUGUGACUUCUGCGUGCUGAGACAAAACCAGGCCACAAAGUCUUGCUUGACGUGCUUGGCAUCUUACUGCGAUGAACACGUUGAGCCUCACUACAUUAUCCCCGUGUUGCAGAAGCAUGAACUGAUCUCGGCUACAAUCCCAAUAGGGAAGAAGGUGUGUGCCCAGCAUGGAAAGUUGAUGGAUCUCUACUGUCGGACAGACGAGGAGCUCAUCUGUACUGAGUGCACAGUGGAAAAACAUGAAAGUCACAGAUUUGUGUCCAUACUGGAGCUAGAGGAGACAACAAAGAAACGCCUGGAGACAGUUCGAAGGCGAGUGCAGGAGAAGGUCCAGCAAAGAGUAGAAGAGCUGGAGAUGCUCAAAGAAGCUGAGAAGAAUGUUAAGAGCAGUGCACAGAUCGCAAAGACUGACUGCGCCAAGAUCUUCUCCGAGUUGAUCUCCUCCAUGCAAAACAGAGGCAGGAAACUGGAGCAGAUGAUCGAAACCCAGGAGAAAAGAGCCGUUGCUCAGGCCAAAGAGCUGAUUCAGCUGUUGGAGAAGGACCUCGCCGAGCUGAGAGGGAGGGACGUAGAGCUGCUGCAACUUUCCAUUGCUGAAGACGUUGCUUACCUGAUGCAGUCCAACUCCAUUUCCGAUGCGUUUCAAGACUUUGAACCAGGCCCUGGUCCUCCACGUUGUUUCACAGACGUCACUGCAUGUGUGACAGAGAUGAAAGAUAAAGCAGAAAUUUUGCUGAAGGAAACAUGGCCCAAGAUCUCAACUACUGUCUCUUACGUUGAUUUCUCCCUACCGCCACCACCUACCAAGAGAGAGGACUUUUUACAUUAUUGGCGUCUCCUUAACCUGGAUGACACAUCAAACUACCCUAACCUCAACCUGAUGGACAACAACUGUAAGAUGAGGCCCUCACCUAUUCCCUAUCCUCCUCAUCCAAACAGAUUUACCAAGUUCCCACAGGUGCUCUGCAAAGAGGCGUUAACAGAACGAUGUUACUGGGAGGUGGAGUGGCAUGCUCGCACCCUGUCUGCGGCUGUGGUUUACGAAGACGCCAACCGAACAUCGGACAAAUCGGAGUUUGGGAAAAAUGACAAGUCUUGGACGUUAGAAUGCUCAGGAAACACAUUGAAGUUUCGUCACAAUAACGUUGAGAUAAAAGUACCAGGUUCUUGCUCCAAAAGGAUUGGUGUGUUCCUGGAUUACAAAGCAGGAAUUUUGAGUUUUUAUCAAGUCUCUGACCCGAUGAUUCUAAUCUUUGAAUUCCGGACCACGUUCACUCGGCCUCUUCAUCCUGGCAUUGGGCUAACCUACGAAUGGUAUGAUACGGGAGUGUUUGCACAGCUGGCUAAAUUGAUAUAGGAGUAGUAGGCGUGGGUGGCAAAAAUGAUUGUAACAGCUUUUCUGUCAGGAAUUUGGAAAGUCUCCAAAAGUGAUAGUUGAAAGGGAAGGAAUAAAUUAGCUCUGUGGAGCAAGACUCUACAGGCAAACUAAAAAUAAACCUACUUUCACUUGGUUUAAUGUCUUUUGAAUCUACCAAUAUUUCCUCAAGAUUAACACCUUAAUUGUUUUUCUUUAAUGUUUUUGAUGCAAAAUCAAUUACACUUCUGAUCAACUUAUAAGAGAAGGAUCAGCAACUCUACUGCCUUUCAAGUCACUGAAAAGUACUUGUUAAAUCUCUUUUAUUUUGUAUGUGGUCAAUGGUGCCACCAACUUAGUCACCAUCACCUUCUCUGCUUUUGUAGGACUAAACUGAAAUUGACAAAGUCAAGUUCCUCAGCAUGUUUAAUGAGUUAAAUUUGGUUUUGGGAAGUAAACAUCUGUCCAACCAAUUAAAUGUUAACAUACCAGAUUUAGUGCAAUGCAUGUUUGAAUGUAGAUUCUGUCAUAAGUGUUUCACCUAAAGAUAAAACACACUACAUUUGUCUCUGUGCACAGUAUUCAUAAAGAAACCAUUCUUCCUCUUUCUCUA
This is a messenger RNA of Fundulus heteroclitus (mummichog), 2296 nucleotides long. RefSeq names its product E3 ubiquitin/ISG15 ligase TRIM25. The record is from RefSeq and is a predicted model, not a curated record. NCBI's taxonomy places the organism in Eukaryota, Metazoa, Chordata, Actinopteri, Cyprinodontiformes, Fundulidae. The transcript has 7 exons. The coding region runs from base 1 to 1686 and encodes 561 amino acids. Gene Ontology annotation, molecular function: zinc ion binding; protein binding.